Peniophora sp. CBMAI 1063 is the source of this 957-nucleotide messenger RNA. NCBI's taxonomy places the organism in Eukaryota, Fungi, Basidiomycota, Agaricomycetes, Russulales, Peniophoraceae. The record is from the annotation of a GenBank genome assembly.
AUGGCGCACGUUCUGGAGGGGGAAGACCCUACGGUGAACAUACCAACAACUGAAACACUCAACAAAACGCCGACACAAGAUCAUCAAGACAAUUCUCACACCGAGAUUGAGGCGUUGGAGCAAGAUGAUUAUAUUGAAGAUGUCGUAAGCGAUUACGACUACGGAGGAUCUCAGUACAAAUCUGAUGAACAAGAUGAGUAUGAGUACGAGAACGAGUGGGUAGAUGAGGAAGAAGAUGAUGAACACACCAAAGAUGAGGAUCACAUCGUCUACUUCGGCGCCAUGAACCUAGCUCCUCCCGAGUACACUGAGAUCCCCGACUCUGAAUCCAGCACGAGCGACGACAGUGCUGACGAUCCUGGCCCAGCAAUUGAGGGCUUGUCAGCGCCCUAUCGAGUACAAGCAGUACAAGCCAACUGCGACACCAAAGAUUGGGACUCAGACUUCAGCAAACAAGAACAAAAUGCGUAUCAUCUUGACUUACAGCAGGCCAACAAUAUGGACAAAAGGACCAAGUUCGUGCUGAGCAUGAACGUCCAGCGCCGACUUGAACAGUCAGAAGUGCUUCAAAGCCUGCAUGAGGAGAUGCUCAAUGAGCUCAACACCUUGCAAUCAGAACUAACUAUGACGUACCGUGCUCAAGCUACGCUAUGCCGUGAAUGGCAUUGCCAGCUUUGCAUGAAUGAGGUCCGAACCAAGCACAUACAAGAGGUCUUCGAAGAAACCGAAAACCUCCGGGAGCAACUGUAUGUUGAGCAAGCCGAGAAGUACAGGCUGAAUAGGACUCACCGUGCUACCUGGCGAGUGUUCGAGUGUCGCGGAAGUACCAUAGGGUAUCUGCAAGGAAGACUCGGACACAUGAUAGAUGAGCAUGCCAUUGAUAUGGCAGAAAAGCAGCGCUUUAUCGAGUGGCUACAUACCGACUUGUGGGAUACAGCCCACAUGCUCACUCGUUAA